This is a messenger RNA of Drosophila serrata, 2664 nucleotides long. RefSeq names its product Fish-lips (gene Fili). Gene Ontology annotation, cellular component: plasma membrane. Gene Ontology annotation, molecular function: protein binding. The record is from RefSeq and is a predicted model, not a curated record. Lineage: Eukaryota; Metazoa; Arthropoda; Insecta; Diptera; Drosophilidae.
AGUAGCAGCCCAAGGAUGUUCAACAGGAAUUGGUGGUAACAUUUUGGCACCACAAACUGGACAGCAAACAAGGAAGGACUUGAAGGAAGGACCUGCUAGGAGUCAACACACAUAAUGGCUAACCGCACAACAGGCAUUGCCACAAGGAGCUGCAGUAGGCCAUGGUUAAGUGGAGCCAUACCCGUUCUGCUCCUGCUCCUGCUGGUGCUCCUUCCGCUGGAAUCCCUGGCCUUCUGCCCCUCGAAAUGCCAGUGCCUGGGAGGAGAGACCAACAGUAGAGCUCUCUGCGUGGACGCCGCUUUGGAGGAUGUCCCCAUCCAACUAAAUCCGGAGACCAAAUACAUCAACCUCACCCUGAAUCGGAUACGUAACCUGGAUUACGCUCUUCCCUUCUACGUGAAGCUGGAGAUACUGGAUCUCUCGCAAAAUAUAAUCGAAACCUUGGGUUCCAAGAACUUCGAGUACCAGUCGGAGCUGAGAACAUUGAAUUUGAGUCGAAACCUGGUCAGUUCCCUGCACAAGCACGCCUUCAAGGGACUCACCAACCUGCUCCUGCUGGACCUCAGCUUUAACAGGAUCGAAACGGUGCAUCCCACGGCCCUCAGUGAUCUGGCCUCACUGGUGGAGCUGGAUCUCACGAAUAAUAAUAUUGUGAGCAUGGAGGAUAACUCCUUCAAAGGCAUGCCCACGCUGGAGGUGCUGGUAUUCCGGAAUAAUCGAUUGCUGGACGUCCCAGCGAGUAAUCUCUGGCAUUUGCAUGCCCUCAAGAGCCUGGAUAUGUCCGAUAAUCUUGUGGAAUUUGUGCGAAACGAUAGCUUUGAAGGACUCAAGGAGCUGCUGGCCCUGAGUCUGAGGGGCAAUGUGAUGAGCGAGCUGGAUGUGAGUGCCUUCGAGGGACUGAUAUCGCUGAAGCAUUUGGAUUUGGCAGAUAAUAAUUUAACGAUGGUGCCCACCCAGCAGUUGUCGAAACUUUCGAACCUCACCUACUUGAACCUGGGUGGAAAUCGCUUUUCCCAGCUACCCGCCGUCGCCUUCCUCAACUUGUUUCAUUUGCGCGAAUUGCAUUUGAGUCGGCUUGACUAUUUGCAGCGCAUCGAUUCGAGAGCCUUUGUGGACAACACCCACCUGCAGACGCUGCACCUGAACAACAAUCCCCAGCUGAGCGACAUACCGAUGCGUCUGUUCCAGGGAAAUCCCAAUAUCCUGGAGGUCUUCAUGCAGAGCAACAGUCUGCAGACCCUUUACUCUGCCCAGUUCCCGGUGGAUCAGUUGCAGAAACUAUAUCUUGGCGAUAAUCCACUGCAGUGUAAUUGCUCACUGCUGUGGCUCUGGCGGCUGGUAACUGGGAAUUUCGAGGGAGUAGAUCCUGCCAUUGAGCAUGCUGCAGGAGGAGCAGUGGCUGCCUUGGCUAAGGAGGCAGAUGGAGAGGAUGACGAGCAGGCGGAUGAGGCCUCCACGGACGAUGGUGUGGCUGCCUUGGCCGCUUAUAUCGCAGAGCAGCAUAUAGUCAAUGCCUUGCACACCACCGAACCGAGUGCCUAUGAGCUGGCCACCUCUUCCUCGAACAGGAAUUCGGGCAUCUUGCGUAUGGAUCGCCAGCAAAUCGGUUGUGAUAUCUGGCGGGAUAAGCUGAGAACUCGCCGGCAGUUGCUGACCAUGAGCGAGGGUGAAAUCACCUGCCCAGCACACAUUGUCACCGUGGUGUGUGCAGUGAUCACCUGCCUGCUGGUGACCAUGAUCGGAGUGAGUGUCCUGUACUAUCUGCGAUUUGUGAAGCGUCGCAGGAAGCUUCUGCACGAUAGGGGUCCCUUGAGAACCAGCAAGAGCAUCAUCAAUGUGCACGAUCGCAUCCUGCAGAACCAUAAUCCCGGCAUGGGAUUGGGCAUGAGCAUGACUUUGGGCGGUAGUAACCAUGGUAAUAACUUGGGCAUGUCCCUCAACUAUCCGCAUCACGCACAGACCCUGCAGGCCCAUCAUCAUUACCACCAAGCGGCCAUGCCCCUUCAGUCUCACCUGGGCAAUGGUGUGGGCCAUGAGUAUCAACAGGCCACCAUGCCGCAGCUGGAUAAAUCGGAUCUGGAGCGGUAUAUCAAGGCCCAGACCAUAGUCAAUGACUACCGGGCCCUUAACCACUGGGAACUGCCCGUCAAGGAGGCUGACGAUGAGCCGGAGCAUCUGUACGAGCGCUUCGAUCACUACGAAUACCCGGAUACGCACACAAUGACCAAGCUGAAACAGGCGGCAGCUCUCAAUCACUCCUCCGCAGCAUCCUCGGCAGGACCUUCGCCAGUGCCACCUGCGGCGGGAAAACCACACGUGGUCUACGUAUGACGUGGACGCAAGGGAUCCCACCUGGAGACGGAUACGGAGAUGGAAAUGGUCGGACUGAACUAUCACCACCAUAACCACCACCACCACAACAAUAACAACAACUAUCGGGGCUGUGUUCAGAGCGCCAAGACCAGCAGCGGUCAGUUCUGAGUUGGAAAAUUAAAGAAUAAAUAAGAAAAAGGGGGUUUAAUUCAAGGAAAAAUAUAAACAGGGAAAGUGAGAGGUUAGAUUAAGGCGAAAGUUAAGGGGAGGAUAAAGGGCAGAAAGGAUUUUAGGGGGAUGUAUUUAGCAGAAGAAUUCAAAUUGGUUACAGUUUUUGGGAGUUUUGUAGAU